AUGCCCUCGAUCAGCGACGCCCUCCGCCUGCGCGCCCUCUUCGGCGAUUCAGGCGACUAUAAAAAGUCCGGGGUGACGAUCCCCUCGAUCGGAACCCCACUCCAGUCUCUUCCGGGCGCAUCAGAGUACCACGUCACCGUCGGCUACGGCACCCCGGUGCAGAGACUCGCCGUGGGAUUCGACACGGCCACCGUGGGAGCCACGCUCCUCCGGUGCGAGCCAUGCGCCGGGAGCCGGUGCGGCAAGAAGCACCUCUUCGACCCGUCCCGGUCGUCUUCCCUCGCCCAGAUCCCGUGCGGCUCGAGAAACUGCCCGCUGAGCGACUGCUCCGGACCCAGCUGCACGGCAACCCUGAAAAAGAAGGGCGCCGUCGUGCUCAACGCCACCUUCGUCACCGACACGCUCACGGUCUCACGGUCGGUCGCCGUGGACGACUUCAGGUUCGUCUGCUUGGAGACGCGCGGCGCCAGCACGGAGGGCCGCUCGUCGGGAGUCCUCGACCUCAGCCGGGACCCCCACUCGCUGGCGUCGCGGGUCGUUCUCUCGCCGGACACGGUCGCCUUCUCCUACUGCCUGCCCUCGGCCUUCCCCUACUCGGCGGGCUUCCUCUCCUUCGGCGCCACGCGCCCGAACAUAGUGAGCUACGCCACCCUAAAGAGCAAAGCCUCCCACCCGAACCUGUACUUCCUCCGGCUCGUCGGCGUGAGCGUCGGCGCGGUGGACAUCCCGGUUCCGCCUCAGGCACUCGCCGGCGACGCGCUGAUGGAGCUGCACACGACGUUCACCUACCUGCAGCCGAAGGUCUACGCGGCCCUCCGCGAUCAGUUCAGGGGGUGGAUGGGGCAGUACCCUGUGGCGCCGCCGUACGGCGAGCUCGACACGUGCUACAACUUCACCGGCCAGAGCAGCGUCGGGGUGCCGGCGGUCGAGCUCACCUUCGAGGGCGGUGCGGGCCUGGAGCCCGGCGUCCAGCAGACGAUGUACUUCAAGGACCGCGGUAACAUCUUCUCAGUGGGGUGCCUCGCGUUCGCGCCGGUGCCUCCGCACGCACGGGGCAUCACGGUUAUCGGCUCCUUGGCUCAGGCGACGACGGAAGUGGUUUACGACCUGCGUGGAGGCAAGGUCGGGUUCGUCACCAAGAGUUGCUUAUAA
This is a messenger RNA of Aegilops tauschii subsp. strangulata, 1152 nucleotides long. Its product is annotated as aspartyl protease family protein At5g10770-like. Gene Ontology annotation, biological process: proteolysis. The record is from RefSeq and is a predicted model, not a curated record. Lineage: Eukaryota; Viridiplantae; Streptophyta; Magnoliopsida; Poales; Poaceae. Gene Ontology annotation, molecular function: aspartic-type endopeptidase activity.